AUGGCGACUGGUAAUUUAACAGAAGCGGUUCACAUUCUCCUCUCCAUCACUGCAUUUCUUGGGAAUACUCUUAUCCUUGUUGCCCUUCAUAAGGAAUCUUCCCUUCAUCCGCCUUCCAAACUCUUGUAUUGUUGUUUGGCAACAACUGAUCUGUUGGUUGGUCUUGUUAACCAGCCUCUCUAUGCUACCUUUUUGAUCUCCUGCACUCUUCGGAACUGGAGUGUUUUCCGAUUCACAUAUGAUGGGGUAUACAUAACCAGCCAUGUAUUAUGCGGAGUAUCUUUAUUUUCUUUGACGGCCAUAAGCGUGGACAGACUUCUUGCCCUGUUGUUGGGGCUGAGAUACAAACGAAUUGUAACUUUGAAGCGCAUAUAUGCUAUUUUAGCUCUGUUUUGGGUUGCAUCCCUUGUCAGCACUCCAUUUUACAUUUUAAAUCACCGUAUAAGUACGUGGUAUAGCUCUAUAGCUGUAUCAUCUUGCCUAGUUAUCUCAAUCGCUUCUUACACAAAGAUUUUCUGUGCUCUCAGUUAUCAUCAGGCUCAAGUACAAGAUCAUGUUCAACAACAGCCGGGCCAACCGAAUGCACUGAACAUGGCGCGAUACAGAAAGGCAGUGCACAGUGCACUGUGGGUGCAGUUAGCAUUAGUUUUCUGUUAUUUUCCAUAUUUUACAGUGGCAAUUGUAAUUAGCGAGAGUAGUCCAUAUCCACCUUACUUAUUGGUGGUCAUCAGGGAAAUAGCAGUUGUCCUAGUUUACUUUAACUCGACGUUAAACCCGUUUCUUUAUUGCUGGAAGAUUAGUGAAGUGAGACAAGCAGUGAAGCGGACAAUCAGACAAGCACUUUGCUGUCCAUGGACUUAGUUCUCUCUAGAUUUACAAUCUGUUGUUGAUAUUCUUUAUUUCCUCAUCCCAAAAGG
Messenger RNA from Pocillopora verrucosa, 917 nucleotides. RefSeq names its product melanocyte-stimulating hormone receptor-like. Gene Ontology annotation, cellular component: membrane. NCBI's taxonomy places the organism in Eukaryota, Metazoa, Cnidaria, Anthozoa, Scleractinia, Pocilloporidae. The record is from RefSeq and is a predicted model, not a curated record. Gene Ontology annotation, biological process: G protein-coupled receptor signaling pathway. Gene Ontology annotation, molecular function: G protein-coupled receptor activity.